ACUGGAGAGAGGGAUAAAUAGCAGAAGAAGGGAGGAGAAGAAGGGACACGGGCUUCUGCAACCGAGGAUACCUGCACACAUCAAGAUAACGCGGGAGUUUAAUCUCAAUUAGAUGACAAUCUAAUUAACGGUGCUGCAUGGUGACUGCGCCAAAACGCGCACUCAUUUGGGGAUUUUCUCCUCUCGUACGUCCAACUUUUCUUUUUCUCCGCUUCAUGCACUGACCCUCGCUCGCUGGUUCGUAGUACCGAGGCACUGUGCUCAUCACUUGAAUCUCCUGUGCUGUAAACCGGAUCGGCUGUUUUAUCUGUGAUGGGGGCAGCGACGGAGGUUGGGAGCUUCGUCAACGGAUUUCUGGACAGCUUUGGCACCGCGGGUGCUGCUCCGGCUACCUUUGGCUCUCAUUUCGUUCUCACCCCAGCCGGGGCGGUGGACUACAACUCGGUGACCGGACUGAUGAUGGGGGGACAGGGGCAGCAGCAGGAGCACCUGGUGUCCGCGGAGAGGCUGUCCCGGAGCCUGGCGGACCUCAGCCAUCUGAAGGGGAUUCUGAGGCGGCGACAGCUCUACUGCAGGACCGGCUUCCACCUGGAGAUCCGUUCCGACGGCACCGUGCAGGGCACCAGGAAGGACCACAGCAGAUUCGGUAUUUUGGAGUUCAUCAGUCUAGCUGUGGGACUGGUUAGCAUCAGAGGGGUGGACAGUGGCCUCUACCUCGCCAUGAACAGCAAGGGAGAAUUGUACGGAUCGGAGAAGCUGUCGGCAGAAUCCGUUUUUAGGGAGCAAUUUGAAGAAAACUGGUACAACACCUACUCAUCCAACAUCUACCGGCAUGGAGAAAGAGGUGCAUAUUACUUUGUUGCUCUGAACAAAGAUGGGACAUCCCGUGAUGGAACGAGGUCGAGGCGACAUCAGAAGUUCACUCACUUCCUACCAAGGCCUGUAGACCCAGAUAGAGUACCAGAGCUCUACAGGGACAUACUGGGCCAGAGCUGAGACUGAAGGGACGUUACCAUGACCAUGUCUGACCUGAAAAGCAACCCAAAUGCACCUAAUCCUAACCCCUUCUUGAGGGAGAUGGAAGAUCUUGUUGCUCUGGACAAAACGGGAUCAUAAAAAGUACGCUAAAUCAACACUCUCCACCGAUAGCAUGGAGGAUGGAAAGAGACUCUCUCUGAACCAGACAGUCGGAGAGUUUGACGGAACACCAGGGAUCUUCUGUGGACAAUGUAAAGGCCCCAUUACAGAUACAGACACCUGGGCCCCUAAUAAUGCUCCUAUAUUGGCCUAUGCAGAGGCCCGGGUUGCCAAACAGAUGAUUUAUGGAUUU
This is a messenger RNA of Perca flavescens (yellow perch), 1330 nucleotides long. RefSeq names its product fibroblast growth factor 20. The transcript has 3 exons. The coding region runs from base 313 to 996 and encodes 227 amino acids. Gene Ontology annotation, molecular function: growth factor activity. The record is from RefSeq and is a predicted model, not a curated record. Lineage: Eukaryota; Metazoa; Chordata; Actinopteri; Perciformes; Percidae.